AUGGCAGAUUACAUAGCAACUAGUGCACUUGGUCUCCUCUCAAAUCGAUUCGCUUAUCAUUCUGGACCUUUGGAUGCAAAACUGGAGCUCACAGCAUUUUGGGCACCAUUUCUCCUACUGCACUUGGGUGGGCCUGACACAAUCACGGCCUAUUCUUUGGAGGACAACCAAUUAUGGUCGAGGCACUUGCUUCAAUUGGUUGGCCAGACAGGACUUGCAUUUUACAUCCUUUUUGCAGGGUGGACAGGGUCCCGUCUUUCAUUUCUAACAAUUUCAAUAAUGUUGGCAGGGCUUAUCAAGUAUGGAGAAAGAACAUGGGUUAUGUGGUCUGCAAACCGUGAGCAACAUAGCGUAUCAACGUCUAGUUAUCAUAAUAUGAUGCAAGCUCUGUCUAAUGUUCAAGAUUAUUCUAAUCUUUCAGAUGAUAAAUUACUUCAACUCGCCAAUGGGAUGUUCGACAUGGCUAAGAUUCUCUUUGCAGGUCUUCCAAUAUCUGCAACAGAACAGUCUGCUUUGGCCAACCACAAAGAAGUUAUCACAACCCUUCUGGAGAAAGCGUCUCCUAAAGAUGCUUUUAAGGUAAUUGAAAUGCAGCUUGGAUUUAUGUAUGACAUGCUCUAUACAAAGGCACUAGUGACCUACACCCCCUGUGGCAUUGGCUUGCGAUUCAUCAGUUUUCUUCUCACCAGCAUUGUGCUUGUGUUAUUUUCUUUGGAACCUAACAACAAACAAACGUACUCAAAGGUGGAUCUUCACAUAACUUUCUUACUGCUUGCUGUGGCCAUUCUUUUAGAGCUUUAUGCGACCCUUGUAUUGCUAUUGUCUGAUCAUACUGUUGUCUGGUUAAGAAAACAUAACUGUAGCAACAUCUCACUCUGCAUUACUUGUCUCCCACUUCUUAGAAACCCUAGAUGGUCGAAUUCCAUGGGUCAAUUCAGUUUGCUUAGCUACACCAUCAAUGAAAAACCCAUGGAUUUCCAUGGAAUACAGAAGUUCUUAAAAGUCAAUGAAAAGCUAGAAAGACAACGGUAUGCAGCUUAUCGCCAAGUCUCGGAGGAUUUGAAAGAACAGUUAGUCAUCCAAGCCAAGAUUUUUUGGGAUCGUGUGAAAAAAAGACAGAUAAAGCUGGAGGCAGCCACCAUUGCAUCCAUGAGUAUCAGAGGAGCUACGACGUUGCAAGUUCUGGGUCUGAGUUCAGAUGAGGACAUUAUAAUUGGUACGCUAACUUAUACAAUAGAGUUUCAGCAAACCAUCCUUGUUUGGCACAUUGCUACAGAACUCUGCUAUCACCGAGAUCACGACGAAAUCAAACCCGGCUUUGCAGAAUAUGAUGUUGUUAUAUCAAAUCGUAAAAUGAGCAAGCUCAUCUCAAGAUACAUGAUGUAUCUCCUGGCCGUUUUUCCUGACAAGUUACCAGAAAGCGGGGCCGCUGGUCAGAAAAACUUUCAACUCACUUGUGAUGAGGCCAGGAAAGCAUUAGAAUCUUUCAAGCCAGAAUUAGAUCAAGUCGGUACCACAAAAGAAAGAAAAAGGAAGAUUAUAAUUCAGGCCUCCAAAGGGGUGUUUGAGCAGCAAGGAAAUCUAAUUACCGAUGAAUCUCAAAUUGGAUCAGAACAAUUGGCUGGAUCUCUUUUAUCCUUGGGUUGUAAAGUUGCUAACAUUCUCAGCAAGCACAAACCGGAUGACUCUGUAGAACAGCAUAUGAAGACAAAAUGGGAUAUAAUUGCUGGAGUAUGGAUGGAAUUUCUAGUCUAUGCUGGAAGGCAAUGCACAGGAAGUCAGCAUGCACAACAGCUCAGACAGGGGGAGAGUUUCUCACUCACUUCUGGCUUCUCUUUUCUGAGCUGA
Molecule: messenger RNA, 1848 nt
Organism: Dovyalis caffra
Lineage: Eukaryota; Viridiplantae; Streptophyta; Magnoliopsida; Malpighiales; Salicaceae
Source: the annotation of a GenBank genome assembly